GACACCAACAUCAUAUCUAUCUUUUUUUACCAGUCAGUGACAUUGAAAGCCCACCAGACAACUAUGAUGGUCAUGUGGACAUCGAACAGUUCUGGGAUGCUGUGACGAGAGAAAUGCUCAGCAGAGGUUUAAUUCCAUGUAAGUCAUGAACAAAGUCAAACCAGCUUUUAAGAAUAACAAUGUUUUGUCUCUGUUUGAGAUUAUGUGAUAUCAUUUUCUAAACAAAUUGCUUUACGCAACUAUUUCAAUAGUAGGUGAGAAGAACCCCUUUGUUGUUGCCCCGAGCUACCACCACUGGGCACCAUGGAUCGGUCCCCAAACCAGAUGCUCAGCACAUGUCCUGAACACUGAGUUUGAGAAGUUACAUACACCCAAACUGGAAAGCACUGAGGCUGAUGACCAGCUAAUAACUGAAGAGCGCCUGGUUGACAAAGUAUUAAACCUGAAGGUAAGUUUGAUGUGAAACAACUUAACUAAAUAUGUGUCUUUUAUGUGACACAAAACAUAAUUUCUCAAUAAUAAAUAAUAAAAAACAUGCAUUUUCCCAACAGGUAGAGGCAGUAAGGGCUCUUUGCAAAGCCUGUGGGUUGGAUAACAAGGGCUCAAAGACAGACCUUGUGGUCUGAUUACAGCAAAAAAUGUCCAAUAGGGUUACUUACAACAAAGUCUUUCAGAAGGUGUGGGGGGCUUCUGGUGAGUGAAAGAAUAUGUGAAUCCAAUACUUGUUUAAUUUAAUCUGACAAUAAUUUUGUUUGUGUAAAUUAGUCAAUCAGGCAUUUUUUCAGAGCGCAAAGAUGAAUAUUGUGAGAUUACUAACAAAACACUUCUGUUGUCUUGUAGGUGGCUUGGCUGUCAUCACUUGCCCGUGUGGCGUUGUGUACUCUGUAAAAUUCAAUCUCAGAGCAGAGAGCCCACGUGACUAUGUUGAUAUGCUGCUGUCAUGGAAACACUUCCCAAACAUUUCAGUCUAUGACUACGCGAGGGGAUUAGCAGUGCAUGCCAACAGAAGACAGCUGGACACGUUUGAACCAUUUCAGGGGAGGUUAUUGGAGCCAAGUGUGGAGAACAUUAAGCAGGCAUCAGAGGGCAAGCUUAAAGUUCAUAUGCCUUGGUUGAAGAACCCCAAGGUGCCAGAAGACAAAAAUGGCCACCCACUAACUGGCUCAUCGGAGCAUUAUGCUCUUAGUGAUGUCUUCCACCAGAGCAACAGUCAAGAUCCAAGUGAUGUCCUUAGAAAGAUCGGACUCGUGCCUGAGCUUGUUGGUCAAAUAAACAGACAGUGUGUAGAACAAUUGUUUUCAGGAAUGAGGAAAAAUAAUUAUUUCCUCAACAUGACCACACCCUCCAACCAUAUAAUUCUACAAAGAAAUAUUUUACACCAUCACAAUGUGGCGAGGAACCAGAAAACAAAGGAAGAAUUCUGCAAGAUUGUUCCUGCAAAUACUGAAAUGCAAUUGGAUAGCCAUGGCAAAAUGAUGGGUAAUCUAUCAAAUAAAUAUAAUAUAACAAUGUUUGGAAUUUCAAUGUUUCAGUUUCUUUAAAAAACAUUUAACAUUUAAUUCAACAGUCCUUCCCCCACAACCUGUACUGUGCACCAUGUCAUCAAGCCGCAGUAAUAACAGUGAGGAGCUACAAACGUCUACUGAUGACAGUGAGCUGGAUGACUUCACUAGUCUUCAGAAAAUAACACCGAGCAGAGCAUGCUGGGGACAGGAGCUUCUGGACAUACAGACACAGCAGUUAGAGGACAUCAUCGAUAAAAACAGAAGUCCAACCGAGCACAUUGCAUAUGUGAACAACUUAGUCCUCAGUCGAUCCGAUUUUUGGAGCAUAGGUUUGGGAUCAGAAGUGAAUGGGAUGAUCCUGAGCAGUUGUCUGAAAGUUAUUGAGAAGAAAGUAGCAAGUAUGUUUGCUGCAAGCAGUCAUGUUGUCGCUACUUGGAGUCCCCCAUUAUCGUUGAACCCCAUGCUUCAUUUGCCGGCAAAUGCAACUAGUCUGCAGUGGAUAGUUCUUCCGGUCUGGUUACCUGGACACUGGAACCUUUGUAUCCUCAAGCCACAAGCUAGGGAGAUUUUCUUCCUAGAUCCCCUCUGUGGCACUGGGUGGAGAGAUCAAAGUCGCACCAUACCAUUCAGAAACUUGGCUCAGAUCUUAGCCCCUGGGCCUUGGAAGACUCUUACUGUGGAUGAUCUUCAGGGUGCACCCAGGCAAGGUUUUUCCAACAACUGUGGGGUGUUUGUGUUGAUGUACGCAAUGUACAUUGUCAUGGAUGGAAGGUGGGACUUUGCUGAGUCAAACAUGAAGCAAAUACGGCGAUGGUGGUGCCUGGUUCUUUUGAAGAACUUCCCCAUGCCGUCUGCAGAGGAGCUUUCAGGAAGCAGGAAGAGAAGACGGGAGGGAAUAAAGCUAUUGGAUAAAGAUCUCUGCACAAAAAGGGCUAGAGUUGCUCCAACAGCAUCCAGCUCUGAAGGAUCAGACAAAACUGAAGACCAGGAACUGGAACCUGGGAACCUGGAAGAGGAUGUUGUCCUGAAGGACACAAUUCAGGCAGCAGCAUGGUGCCAGGUACAGUCCUUCAAGGACAGCGUCUCUCUCCCAGAGGUCCUUGGGAUGGAAGGUUGGGAGCAGAGGGCAGCAUCAGUACAGCGCAAAUCCCAUGACGGCGGGGAUGAGGAAGAAGCAUGGCAACCAUUCCGAUUCUCAUUCCAAUUACAAACUGACUAUGAACUCUUCUGUGUGUAGAUGAUGGACAGGAGAAACCUGAAGGUGUUUGCCUCUUUUGAGUCAAACACCUCUCCCCCUCCCCCCUCCCCGUGACGCCUGCGCCACACGACUCCAGUAGUCUGAUGAUGCAGCAUAAUGGUGGCGCUUGGCAGCUAUGGCGGCGGUGACGGCGAUGUCGGGCGACGAAGCGAGAGUGGCGUCCACCUCACUGAGGAAGGCGUCAGUGUG
Messenger RNA from Gadus chalcogrammus (walleye pollock), 2952 nucleotides. RefSeq lists its product as uncharacterized. The record is from RefSeq and is a predicted model, not a curated record. Bases 1597 to 2742 code for a protein of 381 amino acids. The transcript is spliced from 15 exons. Gene Ontology annotation, biological process: proteolysis. Gene Ontology annotation, molecular function: cysteine-type peptidase activity. Lineage: Eukaryota; Metazoa; Chordata; Actinopteri; Gadiformes; Gadidae.